AACCCCGGAGUCCACAUCCCAGCUCUGUGAUUGAGUGAUUGUCCGUGAUCUCCGGACGAACAUCAUAACAAACAUUGACCAUGUCGGUUCAAUGCUUGGCUCCGGAUUGCGAUCAUCGGCAAUCCCUCAAGACCCAUGACAAAGGCAUUCGAUUCGUCAGUUUCCCCUCGGAUCAAAUGGAACGCGAAUCAUGGUUGACCAUCAUGGAACUGCCUUCGACCACCGCCAUACCCGAGGCCGCUUAUCUAUGUUCGAGUCAUUUUCAAGCUCGCGAUUUCCGAUUUGACUUGCGGAGAAAUCAUUAUGAGCUGAAGUCCGGGGUCAAACCCAGUAUCUUUGAUCAUACCAGUCAUUUGAAUCCGGAUGGCACGGAUCGAGUGGCUUUUCGAGCUCAUAUUCGCACACUCUACGUGUUCAAUCCUGAGACAGAUUUCGAGGAGCCCGUUGAUUCCGAGGAACGCACCUUUACCUUUGAUUCGCCGUGGCUUCAGCCGCAAAUCCGAUUGGUGCCCUUAGAUCCGAACACGGUCGAGCUCUAUACGGAUCCGCUCGAGAUGGAUGCGGAUUUGCAAAUCGAUUCCAUUCCCGGUCAAGUUCGAUCCAUGGCCGAGUUAUCCGAACACUAUCAGAACCCUCCUCAAACUACGAGCGAACCCGGUCAACCUCGCUCCAUCGUGAUUUCACGGAAAAAUGCGGAUGGCUCUGUGACACCCGUGGCUUCCAAGCCCAUUCAUGAGAUCUUAAGUUUGGCUGAUCCCAUUUUCCAAACCAUUCCGCCCGAACAACGACGCCUCAUCAUGGCUCAGUUUGGCGUCCAAGAUCUGCCCGAUUUGCCUCCUCCGGAUUAUGAUAUCCCUUUGACGUUGUCCACCAAAAACGCCAACGGCUCAUCGUCGGUGGUAGCCACGAAGAUGCUCUCACAGCUCCAAUCCCUGAGCGAUCCCUUUUUCCAAGACUUGUCUUUAGCUGAACGCCAACGAAUCUUAUCCAAUUUGGGUGUGAGAGUCAGAGAUAACCAGAUUAUACCGUUCAAGCCCGGAAGCACGAACUCUCAGAGUGGCAUUCCCAUUCCCAAAGGCUAUUCCAAGGAGGGUCAUCCGGUAUUUGGGGCGGUCAGUCAAACCCGGUCAUCUGUAGGCGCUGCCAACGGGGUAAAGAAGACCAAGAAGAAGAAAAUGACCAAAAUCAUGCUCAAACUCCGACAGACCCGGUCCAAGUUGGAAAGUGACAAUAGCAUCAUCGCUACUUUGAGGCGGAAGAUCGCCAGUAUGGAGCGUGAGAUGGCGACUUUGCGCCGAAAAACAUCCUCUACGGGCGAAAAUGUGGUAGACCGAGAGAAACGUCUUACCAAAGCCAUCACCGAUCUGAACAAUACCGAGUUGAUUACCCGUAAGACCCAAACCAGGAUCCGGGACUUCAAGGCCAAGACUGACGCCGACCUUGAGUUCAGUGAUGAUGAGCAUUUCUCCAAGAAGCGAGAUAUAUUGCCCUCGUUGUCGUGGAAUUCAACGAGCAUCAACGGGCAACGAAUCUUGACCGUCGGAACCGGGCGUUCCCUAAGAGCCAACGGCAUGAAAGCGGAAGAUUUGGCCGACUUUCAAAUCCCUUCCAAUAUCGUGGUUUAUGACGAACCUCCGCCCAGUGCCAAUAUCAAGCGUCCUCGAAGGAAGCUCAAGGCUCGCACGGGCGGAAAAAAGAGAAGCACUGACGUUAUCGCCACCCCUGCUAACACCACCGCCACCAACACUGCCAACACCUCCACCACCAUUACGUCAUCAGCCACGUCUCCGCUCAAAUCUGAAGUGGUUGAAGCAUCUACCGAAGCCAUUGUUCAUGAGAUGGUGUCCGAGGUUGUGGAACCGCCUUUGCCGGUGGCACCCACAGAAAUGAUGCAAGUUCUUCCCGCUCAAGUGAGCGAGACUUGUUCGAUCACGACUAUUCCCAUGGGCACACCCGGCCACGAUAUCCAUGUUCAAGCUACGCAAGUACCUGUUACCUAUAGUAUGAUGAUCGAUGCGGGUAACACCGUCCACACCACCGUGAUCAAUGCUGAAGUACUCACUUCGAUGUCGGGAACAGGACCCGAUUCGAUCCCUUAUGAAACGAUCACCACCAUUGAGAUCCCCAGUAAACCAGAAGAUCUAGAACAUGCCUAUGGGAACCAAGUCGAGACCGUUAUUCACACCACUGAGGCUGGCGUGGUGAACUCUGGGAAGAUGCAGGUGAUGGAAGAGACCGUGGAUGAAAUGCUGUCGAGAGAUAUGCCAUCGGCUGAAGAGUUAUUUCAUUCUAUGAAGUAGGAGUAUCAAAAAAAUAUUAUUUUGUAAUAAAUAUGUACUUCGAAUUU
This is a messenger RNA of Tigriopus californicus, 2347 nucleotides long. RefSeq lists its product as uncharacterized. The record is from RefSeq and is a predicted model, not a curated record. The transcript has 2 exons. The coding region runs from base 81 to 2300 and encodes 739 amino acids. Lineage: Eukaryota; Metazoa; Arthropoda; Copepoda; Harpacticoida; Harpacticidae.